Messenger RNA from Talpa occidentalis (Iberian mole), 8877 nucleotides. It is a transcript of the gene PDE3A, whose product is annotated as phosphodiesterase 3A. Gene Ontology annotation, cellular component: cytosol. Gene Ontology annotation, biological process: positive regulation of oocyte development; oocyte maturation. The transcript is spliced from 16 exons. The coding region runs from base 307 to 3303 and encodes 998 amino acids. The record is from RefSeq and is a predicted model, not a curated record. NCBI's taxonomy places the organism in Eukaryota, Metazoa, Chordata, Mammalia, Eulipotyphla, Talpidae. Gene Ontology annotation, molecular function: 3',5'-cyclic-AMP phosphodiesterase activity.
CCGCCGCGGCUGCUGGGGAGACCUGGUGCUGCAGCCGCUCCGGCGCUCCCGGAAACUUUCCUCGGCGCUGUGCGCGGGCUCGCUGUCCUUUCUGCUGGCGCUGCUGGCGAGGCUGGUCCGCGGGGAGAUCGGCUGUGAGCUGGAGCAGACUAAGGCGCCCGCGGAGGAGGAGGAGGAAGCGGCCCCGGGAGCAGAAGGGGGCGUCUUCCCGGGGCCUCGGGGAGGUGCUCCCGGGGCGGCGCGCCGCUCGGCCCCUGGCUGCAGCCCUGGGCGCUGCUCUUCAGUCUCCUGUGUGCCUUCUUCUGGAUGGGCUUGUACCUCCUGCGCGCCGGGGUGCGCCUGCCUCUGGCCGUCGCGCUGCUGGCCGCCUGCUGCGGGGGGGAAGCGCUCGUCCAGAUUGGGCUGGGCGUCGGGGAGGAUCACUUACUCUCGCUCCCCGCCGCGGGGGUGGUGCUCAGCUGCUUGGCCGCCGCGACAUGGCUGGUGCUGAGGCUGAGGCUGGGCGUCCUCAUGAUCGCCUUGACUAGCGCGGUCAGGACCGUGUCCCUUAUUUCCUUAGAGAGGUUCAAGGUCGCCUGGAGACCGUACCUGGCGUACUUGGCCGGCGUGCUGGGGAUCCUCCUGGCCAGGUACGCGGAGCAAAUCUUGCCGCAGUCCGCGAGGGCGGCUCCGAGGGAGCAUUUUGGGUCCCAGCUGAUUGCUGGGACCAAGGAAGAUACCCCGGUGUUUAAGCGGAGGAGGCGGUCCAGCUCCGUGGUGUCCGCCGAGAUGUCCGGCUGCAGCAGCAAGUCCCAUCGGAGGACCUCCCUGCCCUGCAUACCGAGGGAGCAGCUCAUGGGCCACUCAGAGUGGGACCAGAAGCGAGGGCCAAGAGGAUCUCAGUCGUCAGGAACCAGCAUCACUGUGGACAUCGCUGUGAUGGGCGAAGCUCAUGGCCUCAUCACCGACCUCCUGGCGGACCCUUCCCUGCCCCCCACUGUGUGCACGUCCCUGAGGGCAGUGAGCAAUCUGCUCAGCACCCAGCUCACCUUCCAGGCCAUUCACAAGCCCAGAGCGAAUCCUGUUGUGACCUUCAGCGAAAACUACACGUGUUCUGAUUCAGAAGAAAGCUCUGAGAAAGACAAGCUGGCUAUUCCCAAGCGCUUGAGAAGGAGCUUGCCCCCAGGCUUACUGAGGCGAGUUUCCUCCACUUGGACAACGACCACCUCAGCCACAGGUCUGCCUACCUUGGAGCCGGCCCCAGUGCGGAGGGACCGCAGUGCUAGCAUCAAACUGCAUGAGGCACCUUCAUCCAGUGCUGUCAGUCCAGAUACUUGGAGUAACCCAGCGAUGAUGACCCUAACCAAAAGCAGAUCCUUCACUUCAUCCUAUGCCAUUUCAGCGACUAACCACAUAAAGGCUAAAAAACAAAAUCGUCCGGGUACCCUAGCUAAAAUUUCACCUCUUUCCUCGCCCUGCUCCUCACCUCUCCAAGGGACGCCUGCCAGCAGCCCAGUUAGCAAAAUCUCUGCAGUGCAGUUUCCAGAAUCUGCUGACACCAUGACCAAACCAGGCCUGAGUUCUCACAGGACCUUGACCUACACACAGAGCGCCCCGGACCUGUCUCCCCAGACGCUAACUCCACCCAUGUCAUGUAGCAGCUGCGGCCGGCCAUAUCCCCAGGAGAAUCCUGCCGACGGGCCCCUGGACGGAAGCAGCACAGCCAUCCAGACAGCAGGCAGAACAGAUGACGCCGCUCAAGUCACGUCUGAUUAUGAAACCAAUAACAACAGUGACAGCAGCGAUAUCGUACAGAAUGAAGAUGAGACUGAGUGCCCACAAGAGCCUCUGAGGAAAGCCUCAGCUUGCAGCACUUACACGCCUGACGCCAUGAUAUUCCUGGACAAACCAAUUCUUGCUCCUGAACCUCUUGUCAUGGACAACUUGGACUCAAUUAUGGAGCAGCUGAACACUUGGAAUUUUCCAAUUUUUGACUUGGUGGAAAAAAUAGGAAGAAAAUGUGGCCGUAUUCUGAGUCAGGUCUCAUACAGGCUUUUUGAAGACAUGGGUCUCUUUGAAGCAUUUAAAAUUCCAGUUAGAGAAUUCAUGAAUUAUUUUCAUGCUUUGGAGAUUGGAUACAGGGAAAUUCCUUAUCAUAACAGAAUCCAUGCCACUGAUGUCUUACAUGCUGUUUGGUAUCUAACGACGCAACCUAUACCAGGCCUGUCGACUGUGAUUAAUGACCAUGGAUCAGCAAGUGAUUCAGAUUCGGACAGUGGAUUUACACAUGGACAUAUGGGAUAUGUGUUCUCAAAAAUGUACAGUGUGCCAGAUGAUAAAUAUGGAUGUCUGUCUGGGAAUAUCCCUGCCUUAGAGUUGAUGGCAUUGUAUGUGGCUGCGGCCAUGCAUGACUAUGAUCAUCCAGGAAGGACUAAUGCUUUUCUGGUUGCAACUAGUGCUCCUCAGGCGGUGCUCUACAAUGAUCGCUCAGUGUUAGAGAAUCAUCACGCAGCUGCUGCAUGGAACCUUUUCAUGUCCCGGCCAGAGUAUAACUUCUUAGCUAACCUUGACCAUGUGGAAUUCAAGCAUUUCCGUUUCCUUGUCAUUGAAGCAAUAUUGGCCACGGACCUGAAGAAACACUUUGACUUUGUGGCCAAAUUGAAUGCCAAGGUGAAUGACGAUGUUGGAAUAGAUUGGACCAAUGAAAAUGAUCGCCUACUGGUGUGUCAGAUGUGUAUAAAGUUGGCUGAUAUCAAUGGCCCUGCUAAAUGUAAAGAACUACAUCUUCAGUGGACAGAGGGGAUUGUCAAUGAGUUUUAUGAACAGGGUGAUGAGGAAGCCAGCCUUGGGUUACCCAUUAGCCCUUUCAUGGACCGCUCUGCUCCUCAGCUGGCCAAUCUUCAGGAAUCCUUCAUCUCUCACAUCGUGGGUCCUCUGUGCAACUCCUAUGAUUCUGCGGGACUAAUGCCAGGGAAAUGGGGGGAAGACAGCGAUGAGUCAGGGGACACUGAUGAUCCUGAAGAGGAGGAGGAGGAAGCAGCACCCAAUGAAGGGGAAACCUGUGAAAAUAAUGAAUCUCCAAGAAAGAAAACUUUCAAAAGGAGAAAAAUCUACUGCCAAAUAACCCAGCACCUCCUGCAGAAUCACAAGAUGUGGAAGAAAGUCAUCGAAGAGGAACAGCGGUUGGCAGGCACAGAAACCCAGUCCUUGGACCAGCCCGCCCAGCAGCACCCCUCUGAACAGAUCCAGGCCAUCAGGGAAGAAGAGGAAGAGAAAGGGAAGGCAAGAGGAGAGGAGCUCCCCGCCCCGAAACCAAACCAGUGACACUGGGGAGAAAGAACUGUGUUUCCAAACAGUGACUUGUCACAGACUCUUCUCAAGCCAGCACGACACUUAGACACAACACUGUAGAAAUAUGAGGAGAUGGGCAAAUGGCUAUUGCAUUUGGGAUUCUUUGCAUUUUAUGUGCUUAUUUUUACAGUGAGAUACAUUGUCCAAAACCUUUGCUCAGAGAAGCUUUCACUUUGCAACACCAGCUUCUAAGGAUUUUUUAAAGGAGGAAAUAUAUAUAUAUAUAUAUAUGUGUGUGUGUAUAUAAGCUCUCACGUAGACUCACAUAAAACACAUUCACACACACACACACACACAUAACACACUGAAAGCCAGGAUUACUGGCUCCACGAUUUAGUAACAUUCAUAUUCAGAUAUAUAGUGGUCACUGUGAUAUAAUAAAUCAUAAGGGAAAACAAAUCACAGAGGAAAGGGUGCAGCUUAGCAGGCAAACAGUGCAGCAAAUGUAGGUUACAACUAAGGAGAUUUUGCUCCUAGUAGUGAAGGCUGAAAGUUCCAGAGCAUUAUUUGAAUUCUUAUUCAACCUGCCAACAUCGCGUGAGCGUGUGUGUGUGUGUGUGUGUGUGUGUGUGUGUGUGUGUGAGAGAGAGAGAGAGAGAGAGAGAGAGAGAGAAGAUUGAAAGGGGGUGUGUGUGUGUUUGUGUAAGGAAGUUUUGUGGGUUUAGUGGUUCAUAGACUAGCUGCAGCAGCUGUCUCAGCAUGUGAACAAACAGAAGGAAGUUCACUCCAGAGUCUCUGAGAGGUGGCCAUUCCAAAUCCCUUCCUCAACUUAGCUUCAAUAAAGGUCCCUCUGUGGAGGGCAGGCGGGUAUUCAGGGCUGGGGAGAGGCCAUGUGAUUGGUACUACUGCUUUGCACCACUUGGAGGCGCUCUAUCACCAGCCUCAAACUUGGAAGACUGAGGCAUUUUCCAAACUACUUGCCUAGUGAAUGUAUAAGAGCUGUUUUCAGUAUGUCUGUCACUCACCUAAGAUCAAAUCACCAUGUAAGAUGGUAUUCUUUAUAUAAAAACACCUAAGAAGGAGCUGGAACCAGGUCUUUUAAUCAGAUUAGUAUUUUUAAAGGUUGUCAGAGAAGACCUGGAAAAUUGCUCUUCACCAUCAUCCCACGUCUUCUGAAAUUGUGCAGUAAAAAAUUAAAGGCAACCAGAAACCCUCUAUGGGAUACCAAGCUAGAGAUGAAGGGGACAAUUUCAGCCUAGAGUGGUGUGUGUUGCCAUAGUGAGAGCCUGAUGCUUGGUCACUGUGGAAGUUUGGCCUGGGCUGGCGGAGCCCACGAGCACCCUGUUGUGGUAUGGACCUGCUGGGUGACGGCCCACGUCCAUCUCCAACGUGGCCAGUUGUCAAUGCUUGUUCUGGUAACGGAGGUUUUAGUGGGGUUGGGAGACUGGGUCUAUUACAGAAAGUCUUUUGUUGUUGGUUUUUUUUUUUUUUUUUUUUUUUUGGUUUGUUUAUCUACACUUGUUUAUGCUAUGAGCCAAACCUCUAUUUAAAAAGUUGAUACUCACUUUCAAUAUUUUAUUUCGUAUUAUUAUAUUUGUCAUGAAUACUUAUCUUGAUGUAAAUAUAAAGAUUUUUUUUGUGUAGAUAGUAAACUUUUUUUUAAAGGGGGAAAGGGAAGCAUUUUUAUAAAGUUAUAUUUUAAUCACCAUUUUUAUACAUUGUAGCAAUCUCCAAGCCCAGUGAGCGAAUGCAGAUUCAGGUGCAUGGAGGUCUGUGGACAGCCGCUCAUCUGCCUGUUCUAAUUUAAACAAUAAUCUGAUAGUUAUUUUAUGCCAAUUCAAUGAAGAUGCUGCAAAGAAUGUUUUUUCACUGGUAACUUUUGCUAACUUUUGGGUCCAUGGCCCCCAAGUGAAAGACUUUCUUAGCCAAUACCGAAUUUUUACAAUUGGUGUCCCUUUUGUUCCCAGUACCUUUGGGGUAUAACUCCUCCUUCAGUACUAUAGACACCCCUGUUCAUCUGAACAAUCUCAGCUUCUAAGUAAACAUACAUUGUGAUUUCUGCUUCUUACUUCCUCUGAAGUCACAGAAAAGAGUGUUUACAUUCAAAAUGCCUUUAUUUAUUCUAAAUAGAUAUUCUUCCCUUCCAAAGGAAUGAUUUUAUAAUAAUCCAUGACAUUUGUUUAAAAGGGUAAAAAUGAUACAAUAAAAAAUAAGCAUGUCUGCAAGGUAAAUUUCCCAGUCAGUAGGAAAAUACGAGAAAGGACCAAAUGGAUACCCCCUACUUAAAUAAUUAGGAUAAUUUCAGUGUUUUCUGAGUUCACACCAGGUCUACAUUAUUUAGAACUUACUGAGUUGUUUCCCAUUUCCCUAACAUUGCCUGUGUGUCUCAAGGUUUGCAGAAAUUACUGUGAGUCAAGUACCUUUCCCCAGUGAAUUUAACUGUUCUCCUUCUCUUGCAAAUAAGAGAAGCAAAACAUUUAUACUCACAUACCUCUUGUAUCUGAUUAUUUACCAAAACAAAUCUUUCCCCGGACUCUCCUCAUGCCACACAUCUCUAAAAUCCAUGUAAGUGGAGGGGAAAUGCAAGUGUGGGGCAAGCAGAAUGGUAGCACAGAUGUGAGUCCGUGAUGUGUAUUACUGGCAGCCUCUUAAAGCUCAGGGCCCCCAGGAAGGCCAGCCUGGCUGCUAGCGUAGAGGUCUUAGCUUCCUGCCUGGGUUUUGUUUUGGUUUUAGGGACAUGAAAUUACACAAAGAACGGUGGCCCAAGCAAUUAGAACCUCUUCAUUCUCAAACUGUAUUCACCAGUCCCGGCAGAUUUGUAAUUUUUUUUCCUUCAAAAAUGAAUUCCUCCUAUAUCAUAGCUAGAAGUCAGCUGAAGUAAAGGAAUGGAGAUUGGUCAAGUGUGACCUUCAUACACACCCAGGAUACCCACAGGAUGCCUGGGGACAUAAUGAUUUUCUGCCAGUGAUGUUCUCCCCUUCCUUGGUGACAGCAAUAUUACUGUGUUCACGUCCAACUCUGGAGCUUAUUUCCUGUGGUGCCAGUGUUGUGUGUUGCAAUUUACUAUAUUUUUAUAUGAGCCUAUUUAUAGGUGCCAUUAGAUAAACUCAGGUCUUUCAAAUGAAGUUUCUAGCCCACUGAGGGAAAAGGGUAAUUAUAUAGACAACCAUAAACGCCAACAGAAAAGUUGGAACUGGUGACCUUGAUGCUAGUGGUUGAUGUUUGUUAGGAAAAGGCCUAUGCUAAGAGGUUCACUCAUGUCCUUCCCAGCGUGCCAUAGAAUGUCUUUCCAGUUACCUAAGCCAGCCUUUAGCAUAUUGUUUCCUCAGUCCCACUUAGGCUGUUUUUCCCUUAAUUAUAAGUUUUGUGGGUGGUUUGUUUAUUUGUUUUUUUUUUUUUUUUUUUUUUUUUGUCAUUUUUAUAAGACCUGGUUUUGCUCUCAGUAGAAAGGUAAAGACAGGUAGCUCUGUACAGGAUACAUCUAUGUAGGUCUUCAUCUGAAAAGUGAAGGAAUUUCCUCAUAUUAUGUUUGAGAAAAUACCCACUUUCUAGAAACAGAACACCCAAUUCUGUGUUCUACUCUGAUGGACUUCCAAAACAAAUACUGACCAUUGCAAUCCUGGUAAAAUUAACAACUAGGGAUCGCAUGUCAUACAGACUGUCUUUAUGUGUGUAUUGCGAUUUCCUCCUGUCCCUUGUCUCUUUGUUUCCUUAUGUCUCCUUGUCACUUUCCCAGAGAAUUUUCUUUGAAGGUAAAAGCUGUGCAAAAAGGCAUGAGACUCAGGCCUCUUAUUUGUUUAAAUGAUGGAAAAAUAUAAAUUAUUUUCUAAGUAAUAAAGAUAUGAAAAUUAUCAUUGUAAAUAAAGUCUAAAGUUUGAAAUGACUGCUUUACAAAAGUGAACUAUUUGUGUGAUGAAAAUUCCUGAUUAACAAGAAAUGAAUAAUCCAAAAAUCAUUUCUGGACUAUUUUGAGAGAGAUCUUUGGUGCCUCCAGUGUCAGUGUGGCGAUCUCCAGUGUCCUUGGCUUUUACAAUUAUUUCUAAAAUAAUCAUGUUAGAGUCUUAUUGUCCUCUUCCAACCCAAUCCUGAUACCCAUUUAAUGCCUUUCCUGGUUUAUACUGUUUUUUUAGAAAUGAACUGCCUAUUCAAACUGACAGAGGUACCCAGUAGAACAGUUCUGGAAAUUCAUAAUUUAGAGAAAAUCAUGAUUAUUCUUAUUCCAGAGGUUCUCACACAAUGUGGGAGGAGGGGAGAAAAAUGUAUACAAUUUCAAAUCCUGUUUAUAAGCUCAACUUCUGAUACAUAAGAACUAAAAUGACAAUAUAUUUUGAAACAUAAGUGAGGUCCUUUCAUUUACCUUCUUCUCUCCUAAUAAGCAACAAAGUACUUUAUACCAAAGUUCUAAAUUUCUUUCAUUUCUCCAUGAUGUGAAACUAAAUUUGCUGAUGUUGUCAAUUAACUUAUACAAUCCACUUUAAGAUAAGGAAGUCAAUUUUUCAUUCUAAGUGGAAAACAUUCCAAAAUGAAAUUAUUCUUAUAAUUUCUAAUCAGAGGUCAAUAUACCAUGUUUAGGUCCUGUAUUCCUCAACUCCUCUAGAAUAUAUUCAAAUUCUUAAUAUGGAUAUUUAAUUGGGCAGGAAUGACUCAAACUAAGCACUGAGCUAAUUAACUGCAAACAAUGCAUUAAAGAACAUAAGUUGAAGUCUGCUAAGUAUCAUUAUGUUUCACAUUAAGGAGCCCUGAUAAGAAUGCACAUAUUUUUCGGUCUAUAUUAUGGACCAUGGACUUUGGACAAUUUGUGCUAUGAGCUGACACAUUUCAUCUGUUAAAAUGAUGUUGCUUGUACCUUUCAUGAUGGUGCCUUUGCCUUAUCUGCACUGAUCUUUAUGUCUACACUAUCAAAUUCUAACACACAGGUUAACAGUGGUGACAAAAAAUAAUUGGACAUUUUAUAUCUAAAUGUGUUUAAUGAUACAAAACUGAAGAUUAGUUGGUGGAACUCAAGUUGCUGAUUCAAAAAUAAUGAUCUGGUGUAAAUUAUUGCAGUAUGUAGUACAGAUAAGACUAUAAAGAAUAUGGAAAAAUGUAUAGAUAAGGAACAAAACUGGUUUUUGACACACAUUUGAAGUUUAAGAGCAUCCAAGUUUCCCAUUUAAGGCAGCUAAGGCUUCUCCAUAUCCAAUGUUUGAGGUUAAUUACCCUGACUGGGCAGUGGCUUCCAUGGUCUUCUGCUUCCUGAGCAGUUGGUAAGCACGGAAGGCAUGCCUUCUCCUUACUGAUGAGCAAGCCUGAACACUCCUGUGUUCAGAUUUCCUCAUUCCUUCUCAUCAAGAAGUGGUUCUUUAGUCAUGGAAAUAUUUCAAGGAAAAUAAAAUGCUUCAAAGAGAGUAAUGUUAAAUCAUCACAUGUAAAUACUAUCAGGAAUGUUUAAAUUUAUUUUUGAACCAAAACUUACAUUUUUUGUAUCAUUCAAUUGAACUGAAGCCCACAAGAUGAUAUUCCAUUGUCUAGAGAUACUAAAUAAUUUUAUAUAAUCAGAACUAUUAUAUGACAGAAAACCGGGAAGAAUAAUACUUAAUUCUUUUUUAUAAUGCCCUGUGUGCUUCA